This is a messenger RNA of Manis pentadactyla (Chinese pangolin), 4323 nucleotides long. RefSeq names its product VPS54 subunit of GARP complex (gene VPS54). Gene Ontology annotation, molecular function: syntaxin binding. The record is from RefSeq and is a predicted model, not a curated record. Bases 859 to 3789 code for a protein of 976 amino acids. The transcript has 24 exons. Gene Ontology annotation, cellular component: GARP complex. NCBI's taxonomy places the organism in Eukaryota, Metazoa, Chordata, Mammalia, Pholidota, Manidae. Gene Ontology annotation, biological process: Golgi to vacuole transport; retrograde transport, endosome to Golgi.
ACAACUCGGGGUUGGGGAAGGGUUGUAGGGCAAAGUAGAGUUCAGCGUGGGUUUCUGGGUUUGCUUGGAGGACUAUUGGAGGAGGCGCGGGGGAGCCGCGCUGGGUUAUCUCCCGCCCUGGGGGAUGCCGGCAGCAUCCGCGGCGCCCGCGCGGCAAAUCCUCUGCCGAGGCGGCGAGCGUUCCCCCGGUCCCGGCCACGGCCCUCCCGCCCCAGCAGAGCCGCGCGGUGGAUUGUGGGCUGGGGGCUGCGGCGGCCUCGCGGCGGCCUCCGGCGCUGUCUCCCGGACCUGGCCCGGCCGAGGCGGGCCGGCGGGCUGAGGGGAAGCAGUGGAGCAGGGAGCAGGGGCGCUAGGGGUAGUGGUCGCGGCAGCGGCGGCGGCGGCUCCUGUGGAGGCCGGGGAUGUGGGAGAGGCGGUGGCAGCAGCGGCGGAGGCGGCGCUGCGGACCCGGGGGAAACUGCUGGUUGACAGAACACCCGGGAGAGACGUGAGGGAGCCGCCGCUGCCGCCUCUCACCCCGGAGCUGGGCACGAGAGGGCGGAUUGGUGCUCCCGCGGCCGACGGGCCAGCGGGCGUGGGGCGCGGGCGGGGAGCCGGACUCGGGCCCCGGGGCCGGGCUCCGGGCGGCGGCGGCCGCGGAGCAGCAGCCUCGGCGCGACGUGGAAGGCUGAAGGCGGCGGCGAUGCACUAGGCCUCGCUCUGGGGCGGCUGCCCGGGACCCGCAGAUUUGUAAAAACCAUGUCUACCUUUGUAAGCCACUGAGUCUUUCUGCUCCAUGCUAUACUUAACCUCUAGUAGGAGGAGACAGACUAGGUGAUCUCUGAGUUCCCUUUCAGCUUUGAGUGGUGAUUUUAUGCAAUGGCUUCAAGCCACAGUUCUUCACCAGUGCCUCAAGGAAGCAGCAGUGAUGUUUUCUUUAAAAAAGAGGUAGAUUCGACAAAACACAUUCGACCUGUGCAGUCACUGCCAGAUGUGUGUCCCAAGGAACCCACAGGUGAUUCAAAUAGUUUAUGUGUUGCCCCAUCUCUAGUUACAGAUCAACAUAGAUGGACUAUAUAUCAUUCCAAAGUAAAUCUCCCAGCAGCAUUAAAUGAUCCUAGAUUAGCAAAAAGAGAAUCUGACUUCUUCACAAAAACAUGGGGAUUGGACUUUGUGGACACUGAAGUCAUACCUUCAUUCUACCUCCCACAGAUCAGCAAGGAACAUUUUACAGUAUAUCAACAGGAAAUUUCUCAGAGAGAGAAGAUUCAUGAGAGAUGCAAGAAUAUUUGUCCUCCUAAAAAUACCUUUGACAGGACUCUUUUACAUACUCACGAUAAAUCCAGGACAGAUCUGGAACAAGUACCUAAGAUUUUUAUGAAACCAGAUUUUGCCUUGGAUGAUUCCUUAACUUUUAAUUCAGUUUUACCAUGGUCUCAUUUUAAUACUGCUGGUGGAAAAGGAAAUCGUGAUGCAGCUUCCUCAAAGUUGCUACAAGAAAAGCUGAGCCAUUAUCUGGAUAUUGUGGAAGUAAAUAUUGCUCACCAGAUCUCUCUUCGUUCAGAAGCAUUUUUUCAUGCAAUGACCUCUCAACAUGAAUUGCAGGACUACCUCAAGAAAACUUCCCAGGCUGUAAAAAUGCUUCGAGAUAAAAUUGCACAGAUUGAUAAAGUAAUGUGUGAAGGAUCAUUGCACAUCUUAAGACUGGCACUUACCAGAAAUAAUUGUGUUAAAGUGUACAAUAAAUUGAAGUUAAUGGCCACUGUACACCAGACUCAGCCUACAGUACAGGUGUUGUUAUCUACUUCUGAAUUUGUUGGAGCCUUGGACUUAAUAGCAACAACACAAGAGGUUCUGCAGCAGGAACUUCAGGGCAUUCACAGCUUCCGGCAUUUGGGAUCACAGCUUUGUGAAUUAGAAAAACUUAUAGAUAAAAUGAUGAUUGCAGAAUUUUCUACUUAUUCUCACAGUGACUUAAAUAGACCACUGGAAGAUGACUGUCAAAUUUUAGAAGAGGAAAGACUAGUAUCUCUUGUAUUUGGACUUCUAAAACAAAGAAAACUUAAUUUUUUAGAAAUCUAUAGUGAAGAAAUGAUCCUUACAGCAAAGAAUAUCAUUAAACAGUGUGUGAUUAAUAAAGUUUCACAAAUAGAAGAAAUAGAGGCAGAUGUUGUUGUGAAGCUUGCCGAUCAGAUGAGAAUGUUGAAUUUUCCUCAGUGGUUUGAUCUGCUAAAGGAUAUUUUCUCUAAGUUUAUAAUUUUCCUACAGAGAGUUAAGGCAACAUUAAAUAUCAUUCAUAGUGUUGUUCUCUCGGUUCUUGACAAAAACCAAAGGACUAGAGAGUUGGAGGAGAUUUCACAACAGAAGAAUGCUGCAAAAGAUAAUUCACUGGACACAGAAGUGGCUUACUUAAUCCACGAAGGCAUGUUUAUAAGUGAUGCAUUCAGUGAGAGCGAAUUAACAACUAUAGCAGUCAACACUGCAUCUCAAAGAAAUAUAUCUCCAAAUAGCGAGCCCUACAGCAGUGAUUCAGUAUCCGAACCAGAAUGUACUACUGAUUCGUCAUCCAGCAAAGAGCAGACAUCCUCUGCUGUUCCCGGAGGUGUGGAUAUCAUAAUCAAUGAAGACAUGAAAUUAACUGAUUUAGAGCUAGGAAAGCUGGCAAAUAAUAUCCAAGAGCUACUGUUCAGUGCCUCAGAUAUAUGCCAUGAUCGAGCUGUCAAAUUUCUCACGUCAAGAGCAAAGGAUGGUUUUCUUGAGAAGCUAAAUUCCACGGAAUUCAUAACACUUUCUAGAUUAAUGGAAACAUUCAUUUUAGACAGUGAACAGAUCUGUGGAAGAAAAAGCAUGUCUUUACUUGGAGCACUUCAGAGCCAAGCUAAUAAAUUUGUAAACAGGUUUCAUGAGGAGAGAAAGACCAAGCUCAGCCUCCUUUUAGACAAUGAGCGCUGGAAGCAAGCUGAUGUUCCUGCAGAAUUUCAGGAUCUUGUUGAUUCUAUAUCAGAUGGAAAGAUUGCUUUACCUGAAAAAAAAUCAGGGGCUACAGAAGAAAGGAAACCAGCUGAAGUUCUCAUUGUGGAGGGACAACAGUAUGCUGUUGUUGGAACUGUAUUGCUAUUAAUAAGAAUUAUCCUUGAAUAUUGCCAGUGUGUGGAUAAUAUCCCAUCUGUUACUACUGACAUGCUUACUCGUCUGUCAGAUUUAUUGAAGUACUUCAAUUCAAGAAGUUGCCAGUUAGUUCUUGGAGCUGGUGCACUGCAAGUUGUUGGACUAAAAACGAUAACUACAAAAAAUUUGGCUCUUUCUUCACGCUGUUUGCAGUUAAUUGUGCACUACAUUCCUGUGAUCCGGGCUCAUUUUGAAGCUCGACUGCAGUCUAAGCAGUAUAGCAUGCUUAAGCAUUUUGAUCAUAUCACUAAGGACUACCAUGACCACAUAGCUGAAAUAUCAGCUAAGCUUGUAGCGAUAAUGGAUAGCUUAUUUGACAAGCUGUUAUCUAAGUAUGAGGUGAAAGCUCCUGUUCCUUCUGCCUGUUUCAGGAAUAUUUGCAAGCAAAUGGCAAAAAUGCAUGAAGCUAUAUUUGAUCUUCUUCCAGAAGAACAAACACAAAUAUUAUUUUUAAGAAUUAAUGCAAGUUACAAACUCCACUUGAAAAAGCAGUUAUCUCACUUAAAUGUGAUAAAUGAUGGAGGACCUCAAAAUGGGUUGGUCACAGCAGAUGUAGCUUUUUACACUGGAAAUCUUCAAGCCUUAAAAGGCCUUAAAGAUUUGGACCUAAAUAUGUCCGAGAUCUGGGAACAGAAGAGGUGAUGGCAUACUGGAAAACUGGGUAGUUCAACUGACCAUGGGAUGUGUAUAUUUAUAAAGAAAAUACAGAUGCCUGUGAUUCAUGAACUGGACCUGAACCCAAAGUGAACUGGGAUAGGAGAAGGGGAAAAGGAAAGUAUCAGUGUUGGGAAACUGGGAUUCAGUGGGAUCUACAAGGAAUGCCACUGUUGUGCUUCCUUCAGUGAGGAGUAACUGAUCAGGUGUCUAUAACAUUUUUCAUUUUCUCUGGAAACAGACUCAGGUUUCUUUGGACCAAAUCCAAAAGAACACAUAGCUGUAACACAGCUGUAGUUGACUAGAAUGCUCUGUAUACUUUAUAUUAAAAAAUGCUUUGCAUUUCUUCCAGUGCAAUGAGAUUCAUAUGGUGUCCCACCUUAUUUAAUGAUGGUACAAUUUAAAAUAUUAAAAUCUUAGUCAACCUCUGUAGAAAGUUUUCUCUAUGAAAGUAAAGCUGUUUGAAAAAUUAUUUUUUUACAGAUCUUUCUAUAAAAAAUAAACAUCUUUUGAUUGCUUAGA